CUGGCUUCUAAACCAUUGGACCUGAUGUUUGCAUUGCGUUCGUGAGCAUCAAUCGUUUUCCUUACAAAUUCCACUCCUCCACUUAGCUUCUCUUCACUGUAUUCUCUACAUGUCUCUCCUUCUUUGCUUCCUCCUAUUCUCCCUGUACCCUCCGAGAAUCUCUGCCGCCACAGACACCGUGUCACCUGGCCAUGCACUCACCGGAAGCGAUAGGCUUGUCUCCAACAACAGCAAGUUCGUGCUCGGCUUCUUCAAGACGGAGAGUAAGAACUCCUCCUAUGCCAGCCACAACUCUUACCUUUGCAUAUGGUACAGCAAGCUCCCUAUGAUAACUCCUCUGUGGUCCGCCAAUGGCGAAAACCCGGUCGUGGACCCCGCUUCGCCGGAGCUGGCAAUAUCAAGUGAUGGAAACAUGGUCAUCUUGGAUCAGGUUACCAAGAACAUCAUAUGGUCCACCCAUGUGAACACCAGAACCAACCACACCAUUGUAGUGUUGUUGAACAACGGGAAUCUUGUACUGCAGAGCUCCUCAAACUCAUCCAAGGUUUUCUGGCAGAGCUUUGACUACCCGACAGAUAGCCUUUUCGCUGGCGCAAAGAUUUUCAGGAACAAAGUGACUGGCCAGAAGAACCGUCUUGUUUCUAGGAAAAAUUCGAUUGACCAGGCUGCUGGUUUAUACUCGGUGGAGUUUGAUAUCAAUGGUACUGGUCAUUUGUUAUGGAACUCAACUGUAGUAUAUUGGUCCACUGGGGAUUGGAAUGGGCAUUUCUUCGGCUUAGCGCCAGAGAUGAUUGGCGCAACCAUACCCAAUUUCACUUAUGUCAACAAUGACAGAGAGGUUUACCUCUCAUAUACCCUGACGAAGGAGAAGAUUACACAUGCUGGAAUAGAUGUCAAUGGUCGAGGUUUGGCAGGUAUAUGGUUGGACAGCUUGCAGAAUUGGUUGAUCAACUACAGGAUGCCCAUACUUCACUGCGAUGUUUACGCAAUCUGUGGACCUUUCUCAGUCUGCAAUGACAGUAACAAUCCAUUCUGUGACUGCUUGAAGGGUUUCUCUAUAAGAUCACCCAAGAAUUGGGAUCUAGAAGAUCGAUCAGGAGGUUGUAUGAGGAAUACUCCUUUAAAUUGUGGCAGUACCAUGAACAAGAAAGGGUUCACAGAUAAGUUCUACUGUGUGCAAAACAUUAUAUUGCCCCAUAAUGCCAUGAGUGUGCAGACAGCUGGCAGUAAAGAUCAAUGCUCAGAAGUUUGCUUGAGCAAUUGCUCCUGUACUGCAUAUUCCUAUGGGAAAGGAGGAUGCUCUGUUUGGCAUGACGCGCUGUAUAAUGUAAGGCAACAAUCUGAUGGAUCUGCUGAUGGAAAUGGGGAAACUCUUUACAUUCGCGUUGCUGCAAAUGAGGUGCAAAGUGUGGAAAGGAAGAAAAAGAGCGGAACCGUCAUUGGUGUCACCAUUGCUGCAAGCAUGAGUGCUUUGUGUUUGAUGAUAUUUGUACUGGUGUUUUGGAUGAGAAAACAGAAAUGGUUUUCUCGUGGAGUGGAAAAUGCUCAGGAAGGCAUUGGGAUCAGGGCAUUUCGAUAUACCGAUUUGCAAUGCGCAACCAAAAAUUUUUCAGAGAAGUUGGGGGGAGGAAGUUUUGGUUCUGUGUUUAAGGGAUACCUAAAUGACUCAAUUAUCAUUGCAGUGAAAAGGCUUGACGGUGCCUGCCAAGGAGUGAAGCAAUUCAGAGCUGAAGUAAAUUCAAUUGGGAUAAUCCAGCAUAUCAAUUUAGUUAAACUGAUAGGGUUUUGCUGUGAAGAUGGUAAGAAGUUACUUGUGUAUGAAUACAUGACAAACCGCUCCCUCGAUGUGCAUCUAUUUAAGGAUAAUGAUAAAGUUUUGGAGUGGAAUAUUAGGUACCAAAUAGCUAUUGGAGUUGCCAAAGGCCUUGCUUACUUGCACGAUAGUUGUCGAGAUUGCAUUAUACAUUGUGAUAUCAAGCCAGAGAAUAUACUUCUUGAUGCAUCUUUUGUUCCCAAAAUAGCAGAUUUUGGAAUGGCAAAGGUUUUGGGGAGAGAAUUUAGUCAUGCUCUUACUACAGUAAGAGGAACUAUUGGAUAUCUUGCCCCUGAAUGGAUUAGCGGGACUGUUGUUACAUCUAAAGUAGAUGUUUACAGCUAUGGGAUGGUUUUGUUUGAAAUAAUAUCAGGAAGGAGGAACUCAAAUCAAGAAUAUUGUAGGGGUCAUUCGGCCUAUUUUCCUAUGCAAGUUGCCCGCCAGCUUAUCAAUGGAGGGAUUGAAAAUUUGGUGGAUGCAAAAUUACAUGGUGAUGUGAAUCUCGAGGAGGUUGAACGAGUUUGCAAAGUUGCUUGUUGGUGUAUUCAAGACAGUGAGUUUGACCGCCCGACAAUGGGCGAGGUGGUGCAAUUCCUAGAGGGUCUACUAGAACUCAAAAUGCCACCAUUGCCAAGACUACUGAAUGCUAUCACGGGAGGUUCACAUUCAACGUCACUGCUACCUAUAGAUUUACAAUAAAUUUGUUUGCUGGUUUGUAAUUAACAGUACUCCAUUAAAACAUUAUAACAUAUCAUGCCUUUUAAGGAAGUAAGGCGUGGCAUAUAGCAUGUAAAAUUUCUAUGAAUUUGGUGUUUCUGAUAUGUAAUACUUACAUACCAUAGACUUGUCAAAUUGUCAAUUGAGAUGCUUUUAAGCAACACAAGGAUGAUUGCCUUGUAUGUUCA
Oryza sativa Japonica Group (Japanese rice) is the source of this 2718-nucleotide messenger RNA. RefSeq names its product G-type lectin S-receptor-like serine/threonine-protein kinase At2g19130. Gene Ontology annotation, molecular function: ATP binding; protein serine/threonine kinase activity. The record is from RefSeq and is a predicted model, not a curated record. Lineage: Eukaryota; Viridiplantae; Streptophyta; Magnoliopsida; Poales; Poaceae. Gene Ontology annotation, biological process: protein phosphorylation; recognition of pollen.